Fonsecaea multimorphosa CBS 102226 is the source of this 1839-nucleotide messenger RNA. RefSeq lists its product as uncharacterized. The record is from RefSeq and is a predicted model, not a curated record. Lineage: Eukaryota; Fungi; Ascomycota; Eurotiomycetes; Chaetothyriales; Herpotrichiellaceae. The transcript has a single exon. The coding region runs from base 1 to 1839 and encodes 612 amino acids. Gene Ontology annotation, molecular function: catalytic activity.
AUGAAGUUCAUUGAUGCUCUUUUACGCCUCGGCGCAGCCUCUCUUUCAUUCUCCUUUGCGUCGGCACAAACUAUUGCCCAGAUCAAUGGUAUCCGGUUCAUCUCGCCCUACCGCAACCAGAAUGUCUACAAUGUCACAGGAUUAGUCACUGCCGUCGGCCCAGAUGGGCUGUGGAUUCGCUCUACCACACCAGACUCGGACAUUCGUACCUCAGAGUCAGUCUAUGUUUUCGGCCGGAUCUCCACCAAUGUUACGUUGACUUCGGGAGACAUCAUUGUGCUCGAUGGGAUUGUUUCUGAGUACCGCUCCAGCUCAGCGUAUCUUUACAUGACAGAGAUUUCCCGGCCUACCAACGUCAAGCUUCUAUCCCGGGGGAAUGCGGUGAACCCAGUGGUUCUGGGAAAACAAGACACCAGCCCUCCCACGGAGCAGUUCACGUAUCUCGAUAACGGCGAUGUCUUUGGCGUACCGAACAAUGUCAGCCUGGUCUCUGUGGUGAACCCUGUGCUUCAGCCGUGGUCCUACGGUCUUGACUUCUGGGAGAGCCUUAUGGGUGAGCUGGUCACCGUCAAGAGCCCCAAUGCUGUUGCCAAACCGAACCAGUACAAUGAGACAUGGGUUGUUGGGAACUGGAGAAAGACCUCCAAGAACAACAGAGGAGGCCUGACUUUGACUCCGGGAGACGGAAACCCUGAAGCCAUUAUUGUCGGUGCCCCCCUUGAUGGGACCGUCAACCCAGACGACAUCAAGCUGGGUGAUGACCUUGAAGACAUCACCGGUGUCGUGUACCAAGAAUUUGGCGCCUACUACAUCCUUCCAUUGACAGCACUUUCCGUCAUCGACUCGAAGCAGCCGGCUUUGCCAGAUCCGAUCACCUGGAACUCGAAAGGGAGCUGCAAGAAGAUUACUAUCGGCCAGUACAAUGUUGACAACUUUGCUUCCAACUCCACCACCCUCCCGGGCAUCGCUUAUGAUAUCGCCUACUUCCUCAACUCCCCGGACAUUGUAUUCUUGCAGGAAAUUCAAGAUAAUAGUGGCCCUACUGAUGACGGCGUCGUUAGCGCGAACGUCACAUUGGAGACGCUUGCGACGGCGAUCGAAGACGUUGGCGGAGUGUCGUACAGUUACGUCGAUAUUGACCCCAUCAACGACGAAGACGGUGGCGAACCUGGCGGCAACAUCCGCGUCGCCUACCUCUACAAUCCAGCCGUCCUAAACCUCAAGAAUCCCAACCCAGGCUCCUCGCUCGACGCCAAUGAAGUACUCCCGGGUCCUUCAUUGAAGUACAAUCCCGGCCGCAUCGACCCCACAAAUGCAGCCUGGCAGGACAGUCGCAAACCCCUGGCCGCCGAGUGGGAAACGGUCAAGGACAAGUCUACGCUUUUCACGGUGGUCGUGCACUUCACAUCCAAGGACGGCAGCUCCUCGAUCGAGGGCGACCCGCGCCCACCGGUCAACCUUGGCGUAGACCAGCGCAACGCCCAAGCAAAUGUGACGGGGACAUUCGUCUCCCAGAUCCUGGCGGAGGAUCCCCAGGCCGCCGUCAUCGUUGCGGGAGACUUCAAUGAAUACACCUUCGUGGAGCCGCUGGAGACGUUCGCCGCAGUCUCGGGGCUCGUGAAUGUGGACGAUGCUGCGGGCAUCGCGGCCACCGAGAGAUACACCUAUAUAUUCGACGACAGCUGUGAGGAGCUGGACCACAUGUACGUGAGUCCCAAGAUCGCCGACGCUCCGGGGGCCACGCCCGAUAUCAAACAUGUGCAUGUGAAUACGUGGGUGACGUACGCGGAUCAGAAGUCAGAUCACGAUCCAAGUGUCGCGAGGUUGAAUAUUUGCUAG